Messenger RNA from Eruca vesicaria subsp. sativa (arugula), 429 nucleotides. The record is from the annotation of a GenBank genome assembly. NCBI's taxonomy places the organism in Eukaryota, Viridiplantae, Streptophyta, Magnoliopsida, Brassicales, Brassicaceae.
AUGCACAGCGAGAGUUACACGCAGAGAAGGGAUGGUGUUACGUUGCUUUCUCUAAAUGCGUCAAGAAACUCCAGCGCACUGAUACUGGAUUUACAUGUGUGCGAUGUGACAAUGCUCAUGCUGUUAGUUCUCUACCACGUUGAAGGAAAGACAUACACUUUCCAUGUAAAGGUGGCUACAUAUAAUUUCACCCUCAUAUGUCAGAUCUUCACAAUCACACGCAUUCUUGAUGAGCGUGAUUGUGUGCCGCUGCCCAACUUCCUUGACAAUGGAAGAGAUGAUGAAGAUGGUGGCGACAUGCCAAGUGCUAAUCCAAUACUUGCUAAGGUCGAAGGAAGAAAUGGUGAAGCAACUUUGAUUGCUGAUAAUGUGUCGAGCAAAGUGGCCGAUCCAGCUUUACAGAUCGUCAAGAAGGUGUGUAAGUUCUGA